Schizosaccharomyces cryophilus OY26 is the source of this 1312-nucleotide messenger RNA. RefSeq names its product rab geranylgeranyltransferase alpha subunit. Lineage: Eukaryota; Fungi; Ascomycota; Schizosaccharomycetes; Schizosaccharomycetales; Schizosaccharomycetaceae. The transcript has 7 exons. Gene Ontology annotation, biological process: protein geranylgeranylation. The coding region runs from base 224 to 1261 and encodes 345 amino acids. Gene Ontology annotation, cellular component: Rab-protein geranylgeranyltransferase complex; cytoplasm. The record is from RefSeq and is a predicted model, not a curated record. Gene Ontology annotation, molecular function: Rab geranylgeranyltransferase activity.
UUGGCUACCAUUUGGUUUUGCCAAUUUUAUACAGAAUCUAUUUGGAUCUAGUAUAACAGUAUAUAAUCAGACAAGAUUUGAGAGAAUGAAAUAUUAAAAUUUGGAUUGAAUUGUUACAUGUACACUAAAAGGAAAACUCGGUAUACUUCAGCUUCAUUGUUACGCUUUUGCUCUGUUCGUACAGGAAGCAUCCAUACAGUUCAAUUUCAUCAGCAAAGGUACAAUGCAUGGAAUUUUAAGAGUAAAGUUAAAUGAGGAGCAAAAACGCUUGAAACUCGAGAAGGAAAGAAGUAAAAUUCAAGAAUACAAAGGCCUAAUUGAGCAAUUUCAAAGAGCGAGACAACAAAAAGACUAUUCUUCUGAAAAGCUCAAUUUGACCACCGAACUUUUGGAUUGGAAUCCUGAAACAUAUAGCGUGUGGAAUUACCGAAGAGAAAUAUACCUAUGUACCGUCUUUCCAAAUGUAUCUGUCAAUGAGAAGCAAGAUUUGUUGGACAAAGAGCUACAGUAUGUCCUAUCAAAAAUGAAGGUGUUCCCUAAAGUUUACUGGAUAUUCAACCAUAGACGUUGGUGUCUUGAAAAUGCUCCGUAUCCCAAUUGGAAUUACGAAAUGAUGAUAACUGAAAAGCUUUUAAGCGCUGAUGCUCGAAAUUUUCAUGGAUGGCAUUAUAGACGAUACGUUGUAUCUCAAAUAGAAAAAGCAGGAAAUUAUGAUUUGGCGGAAAAAGAGUUACAGUAUACUUCAAGCGCGAUUGCUACUAAUUUCAGUAAUUUCUCAGCAUGGCAUAACCGUACAAAAUUGCUCGAGUUUAUUAUCAAGAAAGAAACUGACUUUGAGUCUCGAAAGCAACUAGCACAGAAAAUCCUGCAAGAAGAAUUGGAUACGAUCCAUCAAGCUGCCUUUACAGAUCCAGAUGAUUCCAGCAUAUGGAUCUAUCAUCGUUGGCUCAUGGGUCAUUGCAAUCAAGUUGGUGAACCUCCCAUCCUGUCUGUUUUAUCAAAAGAAGAGCGUACCCAUUACCUCAGACAAGAAAUCCAGCUUCUUGAGGAAUUACAUGAACUUGAACCUGAAAACAAAUGGUGUUGCGAACUUCUUAUUGAGUACGGACUCUUACUUCGAACAUUAUUGAAUCACCAACCUACGAAAGAAGAAGAAGCUACAUGGAUCUCCUUGACAAAUACCCUUCAGCAAGUAGACCCCCAGCGACGGGGACGAUAUCAAAAUCUUCGAAAGAAAAUCGAAACCGUUAUUGAUGCUUGAGUUUGAAGACUAGACUGUAUUAAGAUGAUAGGAUAAGAAUAGCAUAACUAU